AAAAUUUAACCAUUUUUUCAGGGUUGAUGGAGGUGUUUCACGCAAUGAUUUCGUAAUGCAAUUACUGUCGGACUUAACGGGAUUGGAAGUUGAGAGAGCUAAAGAGACUGAAAUGUCAAUUUUGGGAGUCGCACUUCUUGCAGGAUUGCAAUCUGGAACAUGGAAAAGUAAAGAAGAUUUACCUAAAAUUCGCACAAUCGACCUUUUCAAGCCAAAUAAAGAUAGGGGUUUAAAAUAUGAACCGAUUUUUAAUCAAUGGAACAAAGCAGUUGACAGGUUUAAACAAUGGUAUUAACUAUAACCUUAUUGACUGAUAAAAAAGUCAGUUUGACUGAAUAAUUAAAGUACCACAAUGCAAAACUCCGUGCCUUAAAUAGUAUUUCUUAAUUAAAAAAUUUUAAUUUGUCACAUUCUAUUCAAUAUCAUUUUACAUGUUAAAUAUACACCUACAAGUUUUUAGUAACAAACCUAAUGAAAAAAUAGAUUAUCUGCUGGUUGUGAAAAUUUUGUAUUAAUUUAUCUUUUUUUUAUGUGAACAAUUUUAAGGUCAAGCAUAGGUAAAUAAUUUAUUUAACUAGAUACUCUUCUGAACCAUGUGCCUUGCAAUUUUUCGUGGCGUAAAAAGUGUAAAUAAUUUUUUUAUAUCCAAAUAUUAAUUUAUAAGUA
Messenger RNA from Belonocnema kinseyi, 666 nucleotides. Its product is annotated as glycerol kinase-like. The transcript has 2 exons. The record is from RefSeq and is a predicted model, not a curated record. Lineage: Eukaryota; Metazoa; Arthropoda; Insecta; Hymenoptera; Cynipidae. The coding region runs from base 56 to 295 and encodes 79 amino acids.